This is a messenger RNA of Thunnus maccoyii (southern bluefin tuna), 1277 nucleotides long. It is a transcript of the gene ctdsp1, whose product is annotated as CTD (carboxy-terminal domain, RNA polymerase II, polypeptide A) small phosphatase 1. NCBI's taxonomy places the organism in Eukaryota, Metazoa, Chordata, Actinopteri, Scombriformes, Scombridae. The record is from RefSeq and is a predicted model, not a curated record. Gene Ontology annotation, molecular function: RNA polymerase II CTD heptapeptide repeat phosphatase activity. The transcript is spliced from 7 exons. The coding region runs from base 306 to 1094 and encodes 262 amino acids.
GUCAAAGCCAUGGUAGCAUGGUCAAAUUGAUGAACUUCUUCAACGUCUAACUUUUAGGAAAAAAAAAACUUUUAGAUACUUUUAACCUUUGUUUUUUUUAAGGUAGCCUGCACCGAUACGGUUUGUUUUGUACGCUGUUCUUUUCUCUAGAUUGUUACUUCACUUUUUACGCUCAGUAUGCGUGUUUGCAGACAGGGAGUGGCAAAAUAUAAAAACUUUUUUUUUUUUUUUUUGUUUUGGCCAUAACUCCUCGAACUAAAUUUAUACAGUAUUAACAUCAUUGCCUUUGAGUGACUGAUAAUACUAUGGACCAUUCGCCGUCGAUAAUCACGCAAGUAAGAAGAGAGGAGGAGGAAAAUGCGGCUUGUCGUGAGGAAGGUGCCAGUGAAGUUUCCUCCUCAAAGAAGCCUCGCAGCAGAGGCCUUUUCCACAGUCUCUUCUGCUGUCUAUGUCACAAGGAAACAGAGCCACCUCCAGUAAAAAACAAUGCCCCCCUAUUGGUAGAAGAAAAUGGGACCCUGUCAAAAGUACCAGCAAAACCACUGCUCCCACGGAUGAAAUCGAAUGAUGCAGGGAAGAUCUGUGUGGUCAUUGAUUUGGAUGAAACACUAGUGCAUAGUUCAUUUAAGCCAGUGAACAAUGCUGAUUUUAUCAUUCCAGUGGAAAUUGAUGGAACAGUUCACCAGGUUUAUGUGUUAAAGAGACCCCACGUUGAUGAAUUCCUCAAGAGGAUGGGAGAAUUGUUCGAGUGUGUUUUGUUCACCGCAAGUUUAUCCAAGUACGCAGAUCCUGUGUCGGACCUGUUGGACAAAUGGGGGGCCUUCCGGAGCCGUCUCUUCCGGGAGUCGUGUGUCUUCCACAAAGGGAACUAUGUAAAAGACCUGAGCCGUUUAGGAAGAGACCUCAACAAGGUCAUCAUCAUCGACAACUCCCCAGCCUCCUACAUCUUCCACCCUGACAACGCAGUUCCUGUAGCGUCCUGGUUUGACGACAUGUCAGACACCGAGCUCCUCGAUCUUAUCCCCUUCUUUGAGAGACUAAGCAAAGUGGACGACAUCUAUGAUAUUCUCAAGCAGCAGAGGACUUCAAGUUAACAGAGGCAGGAUACUAGGAUGAAAAUAAUCACCAGCAGCUGUCGUCACGGGGCCAUGGAGGCUGGUGGGCCGCAGGCUCCACGCUGCUUCCCAGUACAAGGACCACACUGCAAAAAAUGCCUGUCAUUUAAUCUAGUGUUCCACUCUAACAGUUUAUUGUAUAAAAAAAAGGUGAAAGCAGUC